Paramecium octaurelia is the source of this 184-nucleotide messenger RNA. The record is from the annotation of a GenBank genome assembly. NCBI's taxonomy places the organism in Eukaryota, Ciliophora, Oligohymenophorea, Peniculida, Parameciidae.
AUGGGGGGAUGUGGAUCAAGGGACAAGGAAAUUAAAGAGAAAAUUGGAUUCUCCUAAACUGAUUAUGACCAUGCGAUCAAACGGUUUUCUAAAUUGACUCAGUAGAAAUAUGGGUAUUUAAAAUUUUUAUUAAAGGAAAACAGAUCAAUAUUUUAGUUUGAAGGAUUAAAAUGUACUUUACUGA